AUGUUAACUUACGGUGUUGUGGAUAGGAACUAUCUUGACCUCCCGAAUUACCGUCUUCCCUACACCAUUGACGAAAGAGAUUGGGACAUUAGCGCGCACUGGUUCCGCCCUGGCGCGAAGUCACCUCAUAUCAAAGUCUUGAUGUUCAAUGCCAUUCAAGGGCAGGAGGAUUUCUUGAUUCGGGAAGAGAUCCUUACGAUUUUAGGCGUUAUGAUGCAGCGCUUGAACACAGAUGGGUUAGAGAAACACGUUGUGGCCCCUGUGAUGUUACUGUCAUUCAUGGGUGAAUGCCACGGGAGAAUCGCAUAUUUUGAUGGAGACAAGCUAGUGAUCCAAAGGUCGAAACUAUAUCGGUUCUACAGUGGCGAUUGGAAGUCUUAUCUAUUGUUCUUGACUUAUCUGGCCGCUGGAGAGGUCCAGCAGACACUAUGA
Molecule: messenger RNA, 432 nt
Organism: Aspergillus fischeri NRRL 181
Lineage: Eukaryota; Fungi; Ascomycota; Eurotiomycetes; Eurotiales; Aspergillaceae
Exons: 2
Coding region: 1-432 (143 amino acids)
Source: RefSeq, a predicted model, not a curated record